Molecule: messenger RNA, 1256 nt
Organism: Morus notabilis
Lineage: Eukaryota; Viridiplantae; Streptophyta; Magnoliopsida; Rosales; Moraceae
Product: chromatin remodeling protein EBS
Exons: 5
Coding region: 316-966 (216 amino acids)
Molecular function (GO): chromatin binding
Source: RefSeq, a predicted model, not a curated record
UUUCCAAGUCGCAUCCCAACAAAAUCGCUCUCUCUGUCCAACCACGCUCCUCUCUCUCUCUCUCUCUCUCUCUCUCCACUUUUCCCAGAAUUUCUAGGGUUUUCACUUUACUCUCCAAAACCCCCACCCAACUCUCCCAAUCAGCUUCACCUCUCGUAAUCCCGUUAAACCCUCCAAAACCCCUUCACUUGCGUAUCAAUCUCUUCUUCGCAUUUUGCUCAUUUUCUUCCGAAAUUCUCGCUCUAUAUAUAUAUAUAUAUAUAUAUAUCUAUAUAUCGCUCUUCGUCACUAAGUCUGUAAUAACUCAAUCCAUUCAUGGCCAAGACCAAACCUGGGAAAAAGGACCUCGACUCUUACACUAUCAAGGGCACCAACAAAGUCGUUAGACCCGGGGAUUGUGUGUUGAUGCGACCAUCAGACUCCGAUAAGCCUCCCUACGUGGCGCGCGUGGAGAAGAUCGAGGCCGAUCACCGGAACAACGUGAAGGUCCGCGUCCGGUGGUAUUAUCGCCCCGAGGAGUCGAUCGGAGGGCGGAGACAGUUCCACGGCGCGAAAGAGCUCUUCUUAUCGGACCACUACGAUGUGCAGAGUGCCCACACCAUAGAAGGCAAGUGUAUAGUCCACUCCUUCAAGAACUACACCAAGCUUGAGAAUGUGGGAGCUGAGGACUACUUCUGUAGGUUCGAGUACAAGGCUGCCACCGGUGGCUUCACCCCCGACCGCGUCGCCGUGUAUUGUAAAUGCGAGAUGCCCUAUAACCCGGACGACCUUAUGGUGCAAUGCGAGGGGUGCAAGGACUGGUUUCAUCCCUCUUGUAUGGGUAUGACCAUUGAAGAGGCAAAGAAAUUGGAUCACUUUUUAUGUUCUGAUUGUUCAUCAGACGACGAUGCCAAAAGAUCUUUGAAUGCUUUCCCUGUAUCGCCAUCUGUUGAGACUAAGGUGGAGCCGAAGCGCAGGAAGAGAUGAAAUUUUUUCAUUGGGCACAGCAAGGAGUAUCUAGUUCAUUGGCAUUAGCGCCAGUGUUGUGUGUUUGUAAUGUACAGUGCAGAGAAGAUACUGUGCUUGCACAAACCAAAGGCCUUUUUUUUUUCUCCCUCUAAUUUAUCAUGCUCAAUGUUUGUAUGUGUGCUAGAUGUAGGAGAUGACUUUGUGAUCUGUGUUUCCCUUGCAAGUACUGUGCAAAAAGCACAAUAAUCUUGUUAAAAAGAGCACAGAAGAACACACGAAAACAAAUCAAACUGAAAUGAUUUUGGAGG